CGUACUAGCGCUGGAUUUACCAUAACAUCACGGAUAACUGAUCGAAUUCGGUGUAGUUUUGACAGUCGGUACAUGUGUUUAGCAGCGAAAGCGAUGAAGUGUUCACCAGUUGCCGAAAAUUGAUUAAAAUCACGUGUUUACGUGCAUAAAAAAUGACACUCUAAUGGAUUUUCUGUUUUGGUACUGUUGGUCACGCCCACCGGUAAGUGCGGAAAAGAGAAAACAACUCGUCACUGGAAUGGCUGUGAAUAAAUGAUGAGCAGUGGAAGUGUGAAUGAAACGGCUUGUCUCGGCGUUUCCUGUGUUGUUCUUGGGUGGUGUGCUUUGAAGAUAUUGCUUUUAUCUGGUUGAUCCAUCGUCGCGCACACACACGCACACAGCGUUGUGUGCCCUGCGAGUGGCGUUGCGCCCCGUUCCUCCGGUUGUUUCCGCUGACCGGUUUUUGUCAUGGUUGUGCAUAGGAAGACUAGCUAUAGCGACUGUUGCGCUCUGUCACUGUCGUCGGAUGCUGUUCAGUACUGAAGCAGAUCUCGCUCGGAGUGCGUUGUGUAUUGUUUUAUCGCGGGUGGCCCAGGAAGCCCCCUGGAUUCGUUUGACUUCGUCUUAAGCUCGGACACACCGUUUAUCGGCUCGCUCCUUACCGCCGUCCGCCGUCCUCAGCCGUAGUGUGACUGGGACCGCCUUUCCUGCUGCCUGCUGCUUCCGGAUCGGUUACCACCCCUUCUGAGGGUUCUCCGGGCUCUCUGCGGGCAAAUCAAACACAGAAACUAAAUCCCAUCAGACCAGACCAGACCGGACCGGACUGAUCUGUUCGCCGAGGCCGCACUACUGUCGUUACUUGUUUGGUCAGACCACACACCGUCGGGGCGCCAACGUCGGAGAGUUUUGAUAAGUAAUUUACCCCGACGCUCCACACCGCCGGCUGCAGUAAUGAAUUAAAUUUGUUACUUACUCAUUCAAUUAAUAUAGUCUAAUUAAUGAGCGUGAGAAGUGUUUGCCGCUGCUACUACUGCUGCUACUGCUGAUUUUUUUUCUUGCUGCCAACAAUUCUCCGACUUCCUUAGCCAGCUGAAGUUUUCUACUGGGUGAAGGUGAAUGUGAAUUUUUGCAUUGAACGCACACACACACAUUGGCUCGGGCCGGAAGGAAAGUGGAAAAAAAACGUGAAAGUGUACAUCGGGCUGUGUAACGAGGGUGCAAAUUGGACGAGGCUGAGUGAUCUUAAGACCGCGAUCUUUUCUAGUGUUGUUGCCUAAUUAAAACCGAGCUUACCAGAAAUGGAUAUGCGUAAUUGAUAGUGUAAAGAAACGGACUUUUCUCUCGCGACACUCUCUGCGAUCCAGGUGGAAGUUUUAGCCUAGUUCAGCUAAAUAUUGUUGACUGUUGGUGUGCGGUAUGGUGGAAGUGAAACAUUCGGUGGCAAUGAAAAAUUUUAAAUUUAUUGGAUGAUUAGUGUACGACAGUGGAAUCUGCCGCUCGGAGUGAAGAACAAAAGGAAAAUUCUUACCACACUUGUUACUAAAACUUCAAGCUGUCAGCUCUGUCCAUACGAAAUUUCUCAGCAAAUAUGCUGAACAAUCUGAGUGCAGCCGGACUGGGAGGACCGAAAGAGUGUGACUUGCCGAAAGCGGGCAUCACUUCACUGCACGGUGGCAACAGUUUUGGUUCGGUUCCAAAUUCGGCUGGUUCGGAUAGCAAUGGCAAUCGGUUGCACGUGAACAGCAGCGGGUCUGCUGGUGGGACCGGUGGUGGUCUCUGCGAACCCCACAACAUCCACCAGGAUCAGAAUACCGACAAAAAUGGCAAACAGAAAAGGCAUCGGACUCGCUUUACCCCGGCCCAACUGAACGAGCUGGAGCGGUGCUUCUCGAAGACGCACUAUCCGGACAUCUUCAUGCGGGAGGAAAUCGCCAUGCGGAUCGGUUUGACCGAAUCGCGCGUUCAGGUUUGGUUCCAGAACAGACGCGCUAAAUGGAAGAAGCGAAAGAAGACUACCAACGUGUUCCGGACUCCCGGUUCACUGUUACCCUCACAUGGCCUGCCACCCUUCGGAGCGAACAUAACCAACAUUGCGAUGAGCGAAAGUUUAUGCGGUUCCUCGAUGUUUGGCGGUGAUCGCUGGGGCGUUAAUCCAAUGACUGCUGGAUUCGGUCAACUAAAUCAAACCACAUCCCUGUCAUCUUCGCUCAACGGUGGGCUAAACUCGGGUAUUAAUAUCUCAUCCGCCAUGGGCGCCGGCGGCUAUCACAACUAUGGACUGAACACUUUGGAUUUCCCAUUCCCAGGUGAUACCAUGAUGUACCAGCACUCGGUAGGAGCCGUUGGUUGCACUGGGAGUUCGCCUACUUCGACCCCGCCAAAUAUCAAUGCGUGUUCGUCGUCGACGCCACCGCUGACCAGUGGUCAACAGCAACAGCAACAGCAGCAACAGCAACAACAACAGCAACAGCAGCAGCAACAACAGCAGCAACAACAACAGCAACAGCAACAAGGUGCUAGUCAAAAUGAACCCAACGGAGACAUGUCCAGUCAACCAGGCGGAAACCAGCACAGUAUUGCCAACUGCCAGGGACUCGGUUCCGGCACACCGGAUGGUGACGAUGAUGUUUGGCGAGGCCACAGCAUAGCCGCCCUGCGAAGACGCGCCUCGGAGCUGAACCAGACGAUGCCGUCGUAUUUGCACGCACACAACUACGACCACCACAACUCGGUGUAUUGACUGGAGCUGUUCAAGUAAGUGUGGCCAGAUGAAGCAAACAAAUGAAAAACAAAAACGAAAAAAAAGGAACACGAUCCCAUUUGUAUUAUAUAGUACGAUUUACCUUGUAAUAAUCAAUAUGCAGCAGAGGGAGGAACUGAAGCAACUGAAAGUUUACCGAAUCAGUAUUAUUGAUAACGCAAUUUUUAAGUUUUGAAUCCUACAAACAGCAUUCGGAUUAUGGUGGAUCUAAACGACGACCCUGUUCGGGCAAACAGUGAAGAUAGAAGCUAUCGCAAAAAAAAUCCCAGUAUACGACCAGAAUAAUACAGUUAACCAGUGAUGGAAUGCGUCGGAUGACUCAUCGGACGCAAAAUGAACGAUGUAUACGAUCUGUCAAUAAAUCUAGGUUUAGAUUUUCUAAAUAUGCCUGUGUCCAAUGCUGUCACAUCAGACAUUGCACGAGUGAAACAGAGCUAUGUGAAACAUAUAUACGACCCGGAUGCGUUCUCAGAAGACAAAAUAUGGGCAGAGAAAAGUAAAAAUAAAAAAAACCAUUUGAUAAUAAGCAGUUUGUGGUUAUUAGUCAUCUAUUCUACUCGUCGAAACAAAAAAAAUCUAUUUAAAAAUAAAAACUUUACAGAAUAUGAAAUUCAAUUUGCUAACGAGACAAAAUAAGAAGCUAAC
Malaya genurostris is the source of this 3385-nucleotide messenger RNA. It is a transcript of the gene otp, whose product is annotated as homeobox protein orthopedia. NCBI's taxonomy places the organism in Eukaryota, Metazoa, Arthropoda, Insecta, Diptera, Culicidae. Bases 1568 to 2719 code for a protein of 383 amino acids. The transcript is spliced from 8 exons. Gene Ontology annotation, molecular function: DNA-binding transcription factor activity, RNA polymerase II-specific; DNA binding. Gene Ontology annotation, biological process: neuron differentiation; regulation of DNA-templated transcription. The record is from RefSeq and is a predicted model, not a curated record.